Messenger RNA from Liolophura sinensis, 1104 nucleotides. RefSeq names its product twitchin-like. The record is from RefSeq and is a predicted model, not a curated record. Gene Ontology annotation, molecular function: protein binding. Bases 16 to 1104 code for a protein of 362 amino acids. The transcript has 5 exons. NCBI's taxonomy places the organism in Eukaryota, Metazoa, Mollusca, Polyplacophora, Chitonida, Chitonidae.
GUUACCCGGGUAACUAUGACGAACCCUCCAGAUGCAGUGUUCGCCGGUAACCCCACCACCUUAACCUGUGUGUCAUCGGCCAGUAAACCACAGGCCUGUAUAAGGGCAUACAUAAGGACGUCCGCUAAUAUCCGGGAGCUAGACCCAGGAUACUGUAACCAGGAAUCCAGCUCGGUACAGACUACAACCCGGACAUUCACGUUUACAGCUAGUGCCGAGGAGAACGGAGCUAAGCUGUACUGUAACGCCUCCAACAGUGUGACCGAUCAUCCUGUACGAUCACAAGUCUACACACUCAAUGUACAAUCCCGACCACAGUUUCCCAGACAAAGCAACCAACAAGCAGCAGCGCUCGGUGAAAAUAUCAGACUGAUGUUUAAGUUUGUGUCUAAUCCAGCCUAUGUGAACCUGACGUGGUACAAACUUAUCAAUGGUACAGCUGAAAAACUAACCGUCUCUAACUCAUCCGGGAGUAAAUACCGAAGUCGCGUGACGGAUGCUAUCCACAAGUUUCUAUUUAACAAGGCCGAAGUCCAGCUUUCAGGUCACUUGGCGGAACUAGAAAUCUCUGACGUUAAACGUGAUGAUUUUGGGCAAUACAAAUUUGUUGCUGAAAAUGACGUGGGAUCUUCUGAGACAAUCAUAUCUUUUAACUUAAUAGAUCGUCCUUGUCCACCUAUUUUAACAACCACAUUUUGUGAAAACCGUAUGGCCAACGUGACGUGGAUUUCCUGUUUCAAUGGCGGUUCUACCCAGACGUUUAAACUCCUGUACAAAAAGAAGGCUGGCCAUUGGGUUGAAUUACCUGAUAACAUAACAGACCCGGGAGAGGAUAUGGCUGUGAGCGAGGUGGUGAAGGGUCUCGAGGAGAGGGGAGAAUACAGCUUCAGGGUGUACGGUUUCAACAGGUGGAAUAAAAGUGACACGGUAGAGACGAGUUGUACAGUUACAGCUCCCGGUUCCCCUGGUGCCCCCGGUGCCUUAACCGGCCCCCUGGCAGGCGGCAUCUCUGGAGCUAUCGUUUUAAUGGGAGUUGUGCUUCUAGUUGUGGUCAUCUUGCGUAGGCGAAAGCAAGGUAGCCGUUCCUCAGGAGAAACAAAGUAA